UACCUUUUUUGUCAUUAUCUUGGUAAGAAUAACUGUGUAAAUUAAUUUCAAUUUUAUCACGUGAUUGAACCUGCCAAUCAAAAAAAAAUUAAUAAUAAUCAUAUUUCAUUAUUUAAACGCGCCUUUCUUGGGAAAUUUCAUAAGAACAACUCUUUUACAAAUUAAGAUGCCUAAAGCAGCUAAAUCUAUAACCGCUACUACAAAGCUAAAUCGUAAAGCGACCACUAAACAAAAAGUGGAUACCGCUAAGAAAGCUACUAGAAGAUCCGCUAAGAAGGAUUCCUCGGAUCCUAAACGUAAUCUUACUGCGUAUAUGUUCUUCUCGAUGGAGUAUAGAGAAAAAGUGAGGCAAGACCAUCCUAAUGCUACUUUCGGUGAAAUCGGUAAACUCCUUGGCAAAAAAUGGAAGGAUAUGUCUGAAAAGGAGAAAAUUCCUUAUGUUAAUAAAGCCGAAGAAGAUAAAAAACGGUAUGAAAAAGAAAAAGCCGCAAUUGGGGAAAGCAAAGCUGCAGCAUCCGACCAGGAUGCUGAAAUGGACGAUGAAAACGUUUCCGACAAUGAAAGCGGGUGAAUACCGGCCGUAAUUUGUGAUGCUUAUAGAGACAGAAUCUAUAUUAUGACUUGUUGGUAAAUAUUGAAAUAUAUAAAUUUAUACCUAUGUACGAUAUUCUAUAAAUAAUUGAGCUAUAGACGCGUCACAAUAUUGUAAAAAUCGAAAGUAUAGUUAAACUGAUUUCUUUUAAAUUUCAUUGAUUUGGAUAAAUAUUUCAUUUUUCUUUAUGGACAAAUAUUUUAUAAAAAAAAGCCUUGGUUGCAAAGCCACUAA
Messenger RNA from Rhizophagus irregularis DAOM 181602=DAOM 197198, 826 nucleotides. The record is from RefSeq and is a predicted model, not a curated record. Lineage: Eukaryota; Fungi; Glomeromycota; Glomeromycetes; Glomerales; Glomeraceae.